AUGACAUUUUCGAAGUGCGUUUGCCUCAUCUGCCAAUCUGCCAUCGCAAUUCCAAAGAAGCGAAAUGUGGAGCGGCAUUUUCGGACUAUUCAUGGCAAAUACGACACCGACUUCCCGCUGAAAAGCGAGCUGAGAAAGAGAAAGGUGAAGGAACUGAAAUCCCAGUUGUCCGGACAGCAGUCAUUUUUCACACAAACUUCAAAAGCGAAAGUCGCCACCGAAGCAUCAUUCCGGGUGAGUCACAUCAUCGUUAAAAACAAGAAGUCCUUCCAAGACGGAGAGAUGGUAAAGGAGGCAUUCGUUGAAGCAGCUGACUCAUUGUUCCGAGACUUUAAAAAUAAGGCAGAAAUAUUAUCUUCGAUCAAAGCUCUCCAGUUGUCAAGAUGUACAGUUACACGGCGCUGUGAAGCCAUGGCUGAGGAUUUAACCCAGCAACUUUGGACGGACAUCAGAGAUUGCGAUUGUUUCUCACUGCAGAUGGACGAAUCUACGGACGUGAGUGACACAGCCCAGAUGUGCAUUUUCAUCCGUAUGGUGUUUAGUGAUAUCACUACAAAAGAAGAGCUAUUAACAUUACUGCCCAUGAAAGAACAGACGCGAAGAGAGGACAUAUUUCAGUCGUUUAAAAACUUUGUGGAGAAAACUCAGCUCCCAGUGUACAAACUGAUGUCUAUCACCACGGAUGGAGCUCCCGCAAUGGUUGGCCGCUUGAAUGGAUUCAUUGCCAAGUGCAGGCAGGACGAUGAUUUCCCGGACUUCCUAAAUUACCAUUGCAUAAUCCACCAACAAGCGUUAUGCGCUAAAAUGCUCAACAGGAAGGAGAUCAUGGAUGUUGCAAUGAAGAUCGCCUGUUCUAAUCGCGCCAGAUCUCUUCAAAGACGGUUAUUUCGUGCACAUCUGGAGAAGGCUGACUGCGACCACUCUGAGUUGUUGCUGCACACUGACGUGAGAUGGCUUAGUCGAGGGAAAUUCCUGCAAAGAUUUCGAGAGCUCUGUCCAGAGAUUAAGGAGUUUUUUCGUGUAGCAGCUGGACAUGCAGAAUACACGCAACUAAAUGACGGUCAGUGGCUGUUAGACUGGGCAUUUUUAACCGAUCUGACCAACAUGUUGAAUGAUCUUAAUCUAGAGCUGCAAGGAAAAGACAAAACAGUGAUCAAUAUGAUCAGCUCAGUUAAUGCUUUCAAACGAAAGAUGAAACAUCUCUCCUCAAAGCUGCAGCGCCAUGAUUUGGCAAACUUCCAGAACCUGGCGUCAGAGCUGGAGAUGCAAGGGAAGGCCUUCGCUACAUUCAUGUGCUAUCCUUUUCGGGAAGAUGCUGAGGUUGAUUCCCUCGCAUCACAAAUUGCAACACUAUUUCACCUGAACUCUUCUGGAGUGGAAGAUGAGAUUUUGACACUGCAAGCCGACAUUGAGCUGAAGUCCAGAGCUCAUGGACAGUUCUGGAACUUACUCACAGAGGUAAAGUACCCCAACAUCAGGAAAUGUGCUACCUCCUUGACUGCAUUAUUCGGCUCCACUUAUUUAUGUGAGUCAGCCUUUUCCCACAUGAAGAUCAUUAAGUCCAAGUACCGUUCCACCAUGACUGAUGAACAUUUGGAAGUGUGCUUGAGGCUGGCUGUCAGCAGCUACUGUCCGGACUAUGCAUCCCUGACUGAUUCAAUUCAGUGCAAGUCAUCAGAGUAA
Nerophis lumbriciformis (worm pipefish) is the source of this 1683-nucleotide messenger RNA. RefSeq names its product general transcription factor II-I repeat domain-containing protein 2-like. Gene Ontology annotation, molecular function: protein dimerization activity. Lineage: Eukaryota; Metazoa; Chordata; Actinopteri; Syngnathiformes; Syngnathidae. The record is from RefSeq and is a predicted model, not a curated record.